Cynocephalus volans (Philippine flying lemur) is the source of this 2406-nucleotide messenger RNA. It is a transcript of the gene BLMH, whose product is annotated as bleomycin hydrolase. The record is from RefSeq and is a predicted model, not a curated record. Gene Ontology annotation, molecular function: cysteine-type aminopeptidase activity. Gene Ontology annotation, cellular component: cytoplasm. Bases 166 to 1569 code for a protein of 467 amino acids. The transcript is spliced from 12 exons. Gene Ontology annotation, biological process: response to toxic substance; L-homocysteine catabolic process; proteolysis. NCBI's taxonomy places the organism in Eukaryota, Metazoa, Chordata, Mammalia, Dermoptera, Cynocephalidae.
CUCUCGGCCUCAGCCUCCUCGUCGCCACCGAGCCGGUUUCCUUUUUCCGGCGCUCCGGGAGCUAGAGGCCGGUGGGGCCACCUGGGCAGCGAGCCUCAGCGCAACCCCGGCCCUCGUCUGAGGACCCCGAAAACUACCGUUACCCCGCCGGGCAGCGUGGUCGCCAUGAGCAACGCGGGUGAGGCGCCGCUGUGCCCCGCCGGGGCCCUGCCGGGACUGGACCCGGAAAAGGUAGCUGCUCUGAUUCAGAAGCUGAAUUCUGACCCUCAGUUCGUACUUGCCCAGAAUGUCGGGACCACCCACGACCUGCUGGACAUCUGUCUGAAGAGGGCCACGGUCCAGGGUGCUCAGCACGUGUUCCAGCACGCUGUGCCUCUGGAAGGCAAGCCGGUCACCAACCAGAAGAGCUCAGGGCGAUGCUGGAUCUUUUCUUGUCUGAAUGUUAUGAGACUUCCGUUCAUGAGAAAAUUAAAUAUUGAAGAAUUUGAGUUUAGUCAGUCUUACCUAUUUUUCUGGGACAAGGUUGAGCGCUGUUAUUUCUUCUUGAAUGCUUUUGUGGACACAGCCCAGAAAAAGGAGCCUGAGGAUGGGAGGCUGGUGCAGUUUUUGCUUACAAACCCUGUAAAUGAUGGUGGGCAAUGGGAUAUGCUUGUCAAUAUUGUUGAAAAAUAUGGUCUUGUCCCUAAGAAAUGUUUCCCUGAAUCUUAUACAACAGAGGCAACCAGAAGGAUGAAUGAUAUUCUGAAUCAUAAGAUGAGAGAAUUCUGUAUACGACUACGGAACCUGGUACACAGUGGAGCAACCAAAGGAGAAAUCUUAGCCACGCAGGAUGUCAUGAUGGAGGAGAUAUUCCGAGUGGUGUGCAUCUGUUUGGGUAAUCCACCAGAGACAUUCACCUGGGAGUAUCGAGACAAAGAUAAAAAUUAUCAGAAGAUUGGCCCCAUAACACCCUUGGAGUUUUAUAGGGAACAUGUCAAGCCACUCUUCAAUAUGGAAAAUAAGAUUUGUUUAGUGAAUGACCCUCGGCCCCAGCACAAGUACAACAAACUUUACACAGUGGACUACUUAAGCAAUAUGGUUGGAGGGAGAAAAACUCUAUAUAAUAACCAGCCCAUUGACCUUUUGAAAAAGAUGGUUGCUGCCUCCAUCAAAGAUGGAGAGGCUGUGUGGUUUGGCUGUGAUGUUGGAAAACACUUCAAUGGCAAGAUGGGCCUCAGUGACAUGAAUGUCUACGACCAUGAAUUAGUGUUUGGUGUCUCCUUGAAGAACAUGAAUAAAGCUGAGAGGCUGACUUUUGGUGAGUCACUUAUGACCCACGCCAUGACCUUCACUGCUGUCUCAGAGAAGUAUGAUCAGGAUGAAGUAUUUGUGAAAUGGAGAGUGGAGAAUUCAUGGGGUGAAGACCAUGGCCACAAAGGUUACCUGUGCAUGACAGAUGAGUGGUUCUCUGAGUAUGUCUACGAAGUGGUGGUGGACAGGAAGCAUGUCCCCGAAGAGGUGCUAGCUGUAUUAGAGCAGGAGCCCAUUGUCCUGCCAGCAUGGGACCCCAUGGGGGCUUUGGCUGAGUGAUAUUGCCUCCAGCUCUUUCCUCCUCCCAUGGGACCUGAAGUAGCUGCAAAAGACAGAUCCAGGGAUGGAAGCCAAAGUUAUGCAGGUGACUGUGUGUUCCCACCGGACACAGUCAGACUCUUGGAUUUCCAGUCUCCUCCAGGAACCUCUUCGGGGAACUGUGCUUUAUGCUGAAACAAAAUAUUCUUAAAGGAAAAAAAAAAAAAAAAAGGAAAGAUCAGGUCAUACUAUCUACUCUACUCAUCUCCAACAGCUCAGGAUCUCUUAAGCAUUUUAAUCAGAUGUAAUUGUUUGUCUUAACUCUGUUGAAAAGGUUUGAUUCAGUGUCUGUUUUAGUAAGACAGGAGAGGAUGAGCAAUUAAGGUGUAUGGAGAGAAAAUGGACCUAAUGCUCCUUGUUCCUAGAGUAGAGUUGGGGGAGGGUUACCUAAGAUUUGAGCUCUCAAAACUGCAUGCUGCCUGACAGUAUCGCUGUCCUUCUUAGAUGGCAGUCACUGAAUUCAGUUUUUUUAAAAGUAAUUUCAUGUGCCUCUGAUAGCCCAAGAAUAGGAGGUUGAUCAGGUCUGACAUGAUUCCUUCCUAUUGUUCUGAACUGUGGGGAGCACAGCUCUACUUGAGUCAGGUUUAAGUAGAGGCUUAGAGAAAGUUGGGUGAGAGAACAACCAAAACCUUAUCAUUGAUCUCAUUUAUAAUCAUUAGGGGGAUCUCUAGCCUAGCCAAAUGGUUUAAUUUCUGCCUCUGGAAUUGGGGGUUGGGUGGGCAGAAAACAGUGAUAUUCAUUCUUUCUGACAACUAGAUGGUGCUGAGAAGCUUUUGAAUAAAAUACUUUGCUAAAUGA